AUGCCACCUGUAAAAGAUGAACAAACUUCAUCAUAUCCAAUGAAUACAUCGGCACGAAUUCAACAAAUUUUUUCUGAAGUUCAAUCACAAUUACCAAGUGUUAAUUUUGAUAAUGAUGAUCAAAAUGAUGAGAAUAAUGAUGAUAAUGAAGAAAUUCUUCAAUCAAAUAUUUCUGAAAAUACCGAUGCUCUUCUUGAAUCUUUAAUGAAUAAUAAUGUUAAUUCAUUUCUUACAUUACAUCCGAAAAUUGAAACACCUCAACAACCACCUAGUGUUGAAUUACAAAUGCGUGUUUCACCGAAUUUAUUUGAUAAUUCAUUACAAAAUCAAGAAUCAUUAUCAAAACCAUCAGUUCUUUCAAUGGAUCUUUUCAAUAGUAUUGAUUUUGAUAAAUUACCAUCUUUAAAUUCAAAUCAUAAUCAUUCUCAAUAUGCAGAUAUAACACCAACAUUUCAUCGACCACGGCCAAUUAAUCAUCAUAAUUUAUCAUCACAUCAACACACAACAACUAUAAAAAAUCGUGAUGAUCGUCAAAUUCUUGAACGUCUUGCACAACAAGCAAAUCGUUUUAAUAUUAAUGAACGGUCACAUUCAACACGAGACCAUCAUCCAUUUAGAAAUUUAGAAGCUGCUUUAUAUGAAACAUCAUAUGAACAUUUUGAUCGUCAUGGGAAAAGAAGAUCCACUGUUGAAUCAGCACGUAAAACAAUUUAUAUUGAUUUACGUAAUUCAAAUGUUAAAAAACAAGAAAAAUCUCAAGAUGAACAACAAUCAGCUAAUAUGAUUAAUCCAAUUUCACAACAAAUACAGUCAUCAGAAUCCGAAAGUGAUGAUGAUGAUCAUAAUGAUGGCAUGUUAUGGUUUGAACGACGACAACAAGCAAAAAGACAACAACAAUUGAAUCCAUCAAAACAAUAG
This is a messenger RNA of Rotaria sp. Silwood1, 918 nucleotides long. The record is from the annotation of a GenBank genome assembly. Lineage: Eukaryota; Metazoa; Rotifera; Eurotatoria; Philodinida; Philodinidae.